This is a messenger RNA of Aspergillus neoniger CBS 115656, 1304 nucleotides long. RefSeq lists its product as uncharacterized. Lineage: Eukaryota; Fungi; Ascomycota; Eurotiomycetes; Eurotiales; Aspergillaceae. The record is from RefSeq and is a predicted model, not a curated record. The transcript has 2 exons. The coding region runs from base 161 to 1105 and encodes 314 amino acids.
GCGGUCGGUCAAGUGCCUUUGCAGUCGAUCGGUCUCCGCAUGCUCCAGCCAGUUCUUCUUCAUAUGUUCCUCAAUACUACUCGCACCCUUUAACCGCGCAUUCUGCCUAUCAAUUGGACAAUUACUCUUCCGAAAAAGAACCCUUUGCUGCACUCACACCAUGGGCUGGUUUUGGGGUGGCUCAAACAAGGACGACCCGGUCAAAAAGCUUGACCCGGGUUUGCGAGAAUACCUCGAGCAUGAAGCUCCAGAGAAAUACGUUCCAACCACCUCAGUCCCCUCGUCGCAGGACCCCUCCAAGACGGUGCCCCAAGAUACGAAGCCAGCUGUCAGCGCCGAACCUUCCGAACCCGCCCUUCCCUCCGCUUCUCUAUUCCAAGAUGGCCGUUACGCGCAUCUCUGGAAGACCUACAAGCCGCCCCAGGAAAAGGAAGCGACGGAACAGAAGACUGCAGAGCGAGUGAUUGAGAAGUACAAGCAGCGCGGUGAUACCGUGCACCGGGCAGCGAUGGAAAACUGCGCCCUGGAGCAUGAGGACUUGACCUACUGCUUCCAGACUGGCAAUUGGGAGAAACGAUUGCGCGCCCGUGUGACUCUGUGCUCUGAGGAGAACGCUAAGUUCUCUCGUUGUUUUACCACGCAGGCUAAAUUCCUCCAGGCCCUAGGAUACGCUUCCUCCUUCAACUGGGACGAGGAAAGGGAAGAACGGAUUCAGAUGCACGCCGAUAAACUCUACCAUCAGAUGCUUGACUACGAGAAACGGGUCGAAGAAGCGCAGAAAGCCGGACAGGAGGCCCCACCUCUCACCUCUCUUUUCAACCCCAAGGCAGAGGCACCGCAGACACCGGCCAACACACCAGGAGCCCUGGAGAUUCCUGGAGGUGAGACGAUUCCGGCAGGAUUGAAACCGUCCAAACCGUUGGCACAGCUUACUCCACAUGAACGAGAAUUGGAGAUCCGAGCACACAAUGCGCAACUGGAGCAACAGAAAUUGUACGUACAGGAGGCAUCGCCUUUUAUGCAGACACACGAGGACGCACGGCAAAAGCGCAGAGAGAAGGCCGUCAGUUGGUUCGGCGAGACGAUUGGCCGUUGGGUUACAUAAAGCAUAGGCGUGGUGCUUCCAUUAUGGACUGGAUCUUUCUCUUCUCUUGUGUAUGAUUACCCCAUUUGUCACCCCCUCCAGUAGGAGUUAUGAUUUAGAAGCGAGUCUGCGACAAUCGACGUUGUUACGCAUGGACAUGCAGGGCCACGGAUUUCCAGGGUGCUUUUUUACCCUUCCAAUAGGAAUGCAAGGAAAAGCC